GCGGCGGGGCUCGAGGCGUGUUGACGUGCAAGACGCUCCGCAGGGGAAGCCGCCGGAAGGGAGACAGAAAGAGGGGACGACAGACGGCGACGAAGGGACGGACGCUAGGACGACGGGCGGCGCGCGGGAGUGGAGCCCGGCCCGCGUGGCGUGGUCCCGUCGGUCAGAGCCCACGGCGGCCGCCAUGCCGCUGCGAGACAAAUACAAGGUGACGCUGUACCCGGCGACGGCGGCUGGGACGACGGCGGUGCCUCGCGCCACGGCGGUCCACCACGUGCCAUCCGGAGCCGGAGCGACUCGCCCCAGGCACCUCACGCAGGUGCUGGCAGCGCUGGCGGUGUCGCUGGGCCCGUUCGCCGCCGGCCUCGGCAAGGGCUACAGCUCGCCGGCCAUCGCCUCGCUGGAGGAGCAGCAGCGGCUGCGACACCGCAUGCACCCGGGAGGUCUGGCCGCCAACUCCACCGCCGCCAUGGCCUUCGCCGUGUCGCCGCAGCAGGCGAGCUGGGUGGCCAGCCUGUCGCUGCUGGGAGCCUUCUUCGGCGGCGCGCUCGGCGGCCUCGCCAUGCGCUUCGGCCGGCGGCGAGUGCUGCUCGCCGCCUCGCUGCCCUUCUCCGCGUCGUGGCUCGCCACCGUGUUCGCGUCCAGCGUCGAGGUCAUGUUCGUGACGGCCUUCGUGGGCGGCUUCUGCUGCGCCAUCGUGCUGCUCGUCACGCAGGUGUACAUCAGCGAGAUCUCGGUGCCGGACAUCCGCGGCUGCCUGAGCGCCGUCCUCAAGAUCGUCGGCCACGUCGGCGUGCUCAUCAGCUUCUGCGUGGGCGCCUACCUGGACUGGCGGCAGCUGGCCAUGGUGGUGGCCGCGGCGCCCGUCAUGCUGUUCGCGACGGUGCUGUACGUCCCGGAGACGCCGAGCUACCUGGUGCUGGCCGGCCGCGAGGAGGAGGCCGCCGCUUCCUUGCAGUGGCUGCGCGGACCCGGGGCCGACGUGGCGCGCGAGCUGGCGACCAUCCGGGCCAACGUGCUCGCAGCCAGGGAGCAGCGGCUGCGGCGGUGGGGCGGCAAGGCGCUGCUACGACCGGCGCUCACCACCUGCGGCCUGAUGCUCUUCCAGAGGUUCUCCGGCGCCAACGCCUUCAGCUUCUACGCCGUCACCAUCUUCCGGCAGACCUUCCGCGGCAUGGACCCGCACGGCGGGGCGGUCGCCGUCAGCUUCGUGCAGCUGCUCGCGUCAUUGCUGUCCGGCCUGCUGAUCGACGUGGUGGGGCGCCUGCCCUUGCUCAUCGCCAGCUCCGUGUUCAUGUCCAUGGCGCUGGCGGGCUUCGGGUCCUUCUCGUACUACGAGGACGUGCACCGCCACCGGGCCGCCUCAGCCGCCUCCGCCGCCGCAGGCCAGCACGACUGGAUCCCCUUGCUGUGCGUGCUCGUGUUCACGGUCGCCUUCUCGCUGGGCAUCAGCCCCAUCUCGUGGCUGCUCAUCGGCGAGCUGUUCCCCCUGCAGCACCGCGGGCUGGGCGGCGCGCUCGCCACGUCCUUCAGCUACGCGUGCGCCUUCGUCGGCGUCAAGACGUUCGUCGACUUCCAGGAGGCGCUGGGACUGCACGGCGCCUUCUGGCUGUACGCGGCCAUCUCCGUGGGCGGGCUGUGCUUCGUCGUGUGCUUCGUGCCGGAGACCAAGGGCUGCGAUCUGGAGGAGAUGCACCCCAAGUACACCCGGGCGUGAGCCCCCCUCCCCUCUGCCCCUAACACGGUAGGAAGAGCACAGACACACGCGCGUCGCACCUACGUUUCUUCGCUUCCGACUGUGCCUUACGUCAACAGAAGGCACGACGGGGGAGGAGGUGAAAAAAAAAAUACAUAUUUGCUCAGCUUGACCGCGAAAGCAAACCACACUGACACUUCCCGCCAGGCCAUCGUUAUAACAGCACAACAAAUAAUUUAAAAUUAGUCAAGUAACGUAAAAUAAUAAUACAAUAGUAGUUCACAUCAGUGGCGGAUCCAGGAUUUUGGUUUGGGAGGCAAGGGCGCCCAUAUGAUAAUUUGUAGGGGGGGGGGGCAGACUUAGGGGUAUGAAGUAUUUUUAAUAUUUUGGAAGACUUAACUGCGGCUUGUUACUAGCCAUAAAAUAGUUCCAGUUCUGACCCUGUUAAAAUUUUUUGUCCUGUUACUAAAAUAAUAGACCACAGUACUCAUUCGCCAUAAAAAAAUCUUUAUUGGCUACUUUAUUAAUUAAAUAUUAACUAUUUUAUUGAAACAAAUGAAUUUUUAGAAACACAAAUGCAGGAAUAGAGUCCUUAUACUUUUGAAGCGUCUCGGGUACACGGAUAUUAAGAAUACAGUCCUUCAACUAAUUGCUCUCUUUACCCCUAAAUAAAUGUCGCGUACAAAUUAAAUUAAAAUAAUUAUAAAGUUUAAAACGUGUUGAUCAAAAGAUUCAACUUUGGGAGAGAAACGAUUUGAGUAUGUUAUCACAGUCAGAAAACAGUUGUUUUUAAAUGUAACACCUGAACUACGCUUAUAAUUACAGUCAAAAAUUGUUUCACAAUUAAAUGAAUAUUACUAUGUUUCGAUAUGAAUCAUAAUUGCUUAUCAUUUAAAAUUAGCACAGAUGGAUUCAGUAGUAAAGCGCAGAAAAAAUUAGUUUAUUAUUAAACUAGACUAUUUAACCAAACAGUAUUUAGAUGUUAAGGAAUUAAGUGACACCAAAACCAAUGAAAAUAAUCGAAAAUUUCUAAAUGCUGACAUAACUCAUAUAUCAGCUUUCCACAGAAGAGUUUAGUUCGGCGCAAUUAAUCCACACAAAACAACUGGACAUACUAUGUCGACGCGUAUUUUAAGAAUAUAAGAAGAUCCACAUCGCAGUAUAAUUUUUUUUUUCGUGUCGUGUGGUGCGGGCCCCCAUUUGUGGUGCGGGCCCAUAGGCUACAGCCUAGAUAGCCUGCGCGUAAAUACGGCAUUGAUAAACCCUUAAAUAACAUGUUCAGUACUUAACUUCAGAAUUAAGAGUACAUUAGAACCUCGAUUUUACGGAGCCCGGACUGAACGAAGCCGCGAUUUUACGAAUACAUUUUUUUCAGGAACCAUCUAAAAUUCGGAAAAUUUGACACCAAAAUAUAUUUUAAAAAAAAUUAAAAAAACACUAUGAAAACCUAUAAAAAUAUUAAUUUUUAAUGCACACCGUAUUCAUAUUUUAAAGCUAAUACAACAGCCAUUUACCGUUAGUGAAUAUUGUAUAAGUUAUUGCGGCAUCAAACUCAAAAUCGAAAAGAAAAAAUGGACUAGGUACACUAUUUGUCGCAAAGUUCGAAAUUUCUUCGAUUGAAAAUUUAUGUCAAGGCCGUAAAAAUAUUUAUUUUACCGCAAAUGAACUAUACUCAACAUUCCUUACCCAUUCCAACAUUUCCAGCUCGUGAGCAUAGCAACUGAGCUUGAAACCUUGUGAAGCGUGAGAGAAAGAAACGAUAUUGAGUAGCUACUUCCUCUCCUUUCCGCUAAUAUCCAGCAACCCACGUCAUUAGGCAUUAUCUUGACAUGUGUCGCAUUCAUUACCUUCUCUGCAUCGGUUUCCCAGUAAAAAAACGCUCAAAAAUGGUAUAAGUGACGCAGCAAGUAGACGUGACGAGCGGUUUUUUAACCAAGCUUUUUUUUAACUUACUAUACAAACAAAUAAUUCCCUAUGGCUAUGACAAAUUCAAGGGCUUCUCGCACUAAAAUGUACUGUGUUUUUAAUGAAUGUCUGUCGUUAAAGAGCAGCGUUUUUCUUCACCAAAUAAGCCUAUGAUUAAAGACCGUAAAAAUUCGCGGAUUCCUUUCGAGACAGGCUGGAAUCCAAACUCGUUUAUCUUAAUGCUGUGUCAGUGAUUGGACCGCAAUUUACCUGAAGGACUCUGAGCCAAUGGCAAACACUCAACAAAAGAAGUAUCGAAUCAUAAGAAUCGCAGUAAACAGUUUCCCCGAGUCGGUAGCCAAUGACCAUGUGAUAGUUGCCAGAGUACAUAGGAGAAUCGUUUAGUCUAUCCUAGUGGUCAUUGAAACCGCGAAUUUUUCCAGUCCCUACCUAUGAUCACUUUUAUGAAACAGUACAGGUGUACACUGAACUGUGUGCUUGUUCUCCUCGAUUAUGUUACUAAAAGUGCGUUCAUUAAUAUUUUUCAAGCUGAUCUGUUAAAGAUUAACUGAUAAAUAUGAUAAGGUGAAGUCCAUAAAAAUGCAAGGCAGGGAAUUCUUCCAGCUCAUCAACCCGACCAUGGAAAGUCUCGUCUGUGUUCAGUCGUCUCUGGCAAGGAGUGGACAAGUUUGCAAACUCAAAUAUAAAUUUAUUUUAGUAGCACGCGUCUUACGAAAAGGAAAGAUAUCCAAGAAAGGCAUGUCGGACAACCUACUGUCACCACACAAAAGUUAACAUGAUGCAAUGCGUGGUGCAACUGUGUUUAGUCGCUGUGAUGUCGCUUUUAUAUCACUCGUGCAAUGAAGCAAGUUGUGGAAUGUUAAAAAAAAAAAUAAGGGGAACGCAGGGGAGGGCAGAGGGCAGACAGCAGUCAUUGUUUUUACUAUUUAAUAUUAUAUAUAUUCCGUUCAAUAAAUUAUAACAUGUAUCUUCACAGGGUGGGGUGUUUGAAAUUUUAUGAAGAUAACGAUUUUACGAAUGCAAUCCAAGCGACUGUGAGCAUACGUAAAAUCGAGAUUCCAUUGUAAAUUGCUUCGGAGUCUACUGAAGGUAGCGGAAUCCUUAUCCCUUUAAACACUUUUGAAGGGAAAAAGUGGUUUUCCUCUAAAUUAAAAAUUCCAACAUAAAUUUUACGUUGUAGACUUUUCUGAACAAUAAUUCUUAUUUGAGUAACUUUAAAGGUGUUAGCUUACCUUAAAAAUUGUGAAUAUUCUGAGCGGAUGUGACGAAUGAGGAAAACUAAGAAACACUACAUAAUAACAAUGGUUUUUAUCUUUACACUUUUCACUUAUUUAUUUGCACUUAAGUUAUUUAUACUGACUGAAUACACUAAACUAAAUCUAGACCAGAUGCAUAAAACUGUAGGUAGACCUAAAGACUAUUGAAAAAUCUCUGUUUUGAGAUGUUAUUUGUGAACAUACACAUUAUUAUGACGAAAAAGUAGCAAAACAUUUCGCCGUCUACAAGCACAUGUCAACUGUCGCGUCGUCUAACUCUGACUGGUCUAAAUCUGUUGUGUUGUGUUAUCGCGUGAGCUUGGGUAGGAAUACGAAGGGGAAUGACUCGCCACGGGCGUUGCGCUUGAACAGCGUUUUCUCCCUGUACACAACACCUUAUAUCGCAGCAGCAGAAACUAAUGCUUGAACUAACAUAACAAAUGAAAUAGACAUGUAAAAAACGAUAUACAAUAAUAUCUUCGUGUUGAACCACUUCUACAUAAUACCGAAUUUAAAUAAUUUUCUUUAAAGUAAAACACCUGACUACACUAUAUUUUUUUCCUUACCUGAAAGCUAGGGGGGGGGGGGCCACGGCCCCCCCCUGUCCCCGGGUAUGGGCGCCCUUGUUGGGAGGGGCUUGACCCAGCUGAGGCUAGGCUUUAUCAAGGCAAACACUAAAACAAUAGUGGACCCAGAUGCUUUUGGAGGGGGCUUGAGCCCCUUAGCCCCCCCCCCCCCCCCUCUCUCUCUCUGGAUCCGCUACUGGUUCACAUUGAGUAAUUGUUUUGAAACAAACUCUAAAUAUGUAGUGAGGUGGGCGAAAAACAGUUAAGCUUACAAUCGAUCAACACAGGCGUUGUUACUUUGAAUAAUUUGCUACCGAAACUGUAUCUUAUAAGCAUCAUAAAUUUCCCAAAAGUUAAAAAGAAAUUUUUAUAUUUAACGCUGCAUGCUCUAGCUUCUCCCGUUUGCCGCUAUUCUAAAGUGUAGGGUACAAGCACAUCCAUUUUUCCAUUAAAAACAUGGUAAUAAAGAUUUUAAAAAACAAUGAACAAUAGCAAAACAAUUUGUGGAAGUAAAAAUCAACAUCUAGCAUUUUAAUUGGUAAGCAAUUAUGAUGAGCCUCAAAUUUAGUCAUGUUGGGCUGUAUACAAUGCUAUGAUCAUACAACACUUCUAACAGGACUCUACAAAUAAAAUUAUUUAGAAAAAAUAUCUUACACAUUAUUUUAUAAAAGUAUUGUAAAACUCUUCUUGCUACAGAAAGUGAGUGUUUGAUAUACAUUUGUGCAGCCUUUAAUCUAAUCAUAUAAAUCUUGCACAUACUUAUAAUAAUUAAUGCAAGCAUUCAUUUUUAGUGUGC
Molecule: messenger RNA, 6240 nt
Organism: Bacillus rossius redtenbacheri
Lineage: Eukaryota; Metazoa; Arthropoda; Insecta; Phasmatodea; Bacillidae
Product: facilitated trehalose transporter Tret1-like
Exons: 4
Coding region: 185-1717 (510 amino acids)
Biological process (GO): transmembrane transport
Cellular component (GO): membrane
Molecular function (GO): transmembrane transporter activity
Source: RefSeq, a predicted model, not a curated record